Molecule: messenger RNA, 3154 nt
Organism: Oncorhynchus masou masou (cherry salmon)
Lineage: Eukaryota; Metazoa; Chordata; Actinopteri; Salmoniformes; Salmonidae
Product: UPF0524 protein C3orf70 homolog A-like
Exons: 2
Coding region: 459-1304 (281 amino acids)
Biological process (GO): nervous system development
Source: RefSeq, a predicted model, not a curated record
GGAAGGAAACGGCGAGGGCUUCAUCAACAGACAGGGGAGUCUCUUGUCAGGCUGAUAGAAGGCUGGCUAUAUCAAAUGAAAGCCUGACACGGGAUACGCCACGGAAAUCUCUCUGGCUGAGAUAACGUCGUCGACGUUUACAGAAAAUAAUUCCAGCGGCUGGAGAUCCAGAUGUUUACGUAAAACAAGCUGUCAAUCGUAUUCUUGGAACUGGAACUUUCAUCGCAUUUUGUUUCUCUCUGUGCUGCUUGGGGGGGUGGCUACAACGGUGCCACAUUUAACUCGUUUGCGUCACGCUUUGGAGUUUCCUCCCUGGUUCGACAUUUGGCGUUUGCUGAGGUUUUGAGACCAAAACCGAAAUUCCAGACCAUUUUUUGGCUGGUGGGCUAAAGCUGCCUUCUCUGAUGGGUUACAUGGCGUGCGUUUGAUCCUGGGGCUUUUGAUCCUGGGGCUGCGCGAUGGCCGCGUCGGGCGGACGGAAGAGCGAGAAGUUGGACGAGGCACAGGCGUUGGCCCGGAGCUGCGCGGGGAGACCGGACUUUCUCCCGUGCGACGGACUGUCCAUCUGCGCCACACACAGCCAUGGGAAGUGCUUCAAGCUCCACUGGUGCUGCCACUUGGGAUGGUGUCACUGUAAAUAUGUGUACCAGCCGAUGACCAACGUGUGCCACCUCCCCAGCACCCCAGUGCCUGCCACGCCCACAGACCACCCCCAUACCAUGGACCUGACAGUCUCAUUGGCCGAACGCUUCCUCAUGACCGCCCCCGCCUUCCAAGCCCCGCCCUGCCUGGAGUCGCCAAAGUUCUGCAUCAUCUCAGACCUCUUCGUGGACGACUACAUGGUCAAACGCAUCAAUGGGAAGAUGUGCUAUGUCCAGAGACCUCAACCUUCGACCAUGCCCAGCCCGCCUCAAUCACAUCCCCCUCACCCCCGGUCCAAACCCCACCCCCAACGGACCCCCAGACACCACCCACACCUCCAGCCCAGACCACACCCCCAGGGCACCAAGCCCAGUGCCCUGGGGGACAAGGUCACCACCCCCAAAAUAGACCACUGCUCCUCGCCGGCCAGCUCUGAGGAUUCUGGGAUAAAUGCGCUGGGCGGCCAUUACAUGGAGUCAUGUGACGAGGGUUCUGAGGAAGAGGAGGAAGACGAGGAGGAAGUGGAGGAGGAGGAGGAUGAAGACUUAAGUAGUGAUGGAGAGUCUAGUCCACUAAGUAUGUGGAAUCAAGAUGAGUGUUCUCUGCUCUCUCCGUCCAGGUCUCUGGUGGAGAUUAUUGAGAAGAUUGAGACAACUGUGUGAGACAACUUGCACUGUCGCGUUGAAAUGGAGACGAUGAGACCGUGAUCUAGCCGGUUCAGCUUAGAGCCACACACACACACACACACACACACACACACUAGCCUGUCAACGUUCCUCUAACUACAGUAUACUAAUCGUACAACAUCAAAACAGUGACCUGUUACUUAUGAACUUUGACCUUUCACCUGUUAUAGCAUGGUUAUCUAUGACCUUUCACCCUGUUAUAGCAUGGUUACCUACGGCCUUUCACCCUGUUAUAGCAUGGUUACCUACGACCUUUCACCCUUUUAUAGCAUGGUGUACCGACCGCAUUCUACUCUGGAGGGAUUUCACUUCUCUUUCCAGACCAGUAGUCAGCUGAAAGAACCCACAAGUGAACAAGAGCACAAAUGUAGGAAUAAGUGAAUGUGAUCUAGUCCAUGACCCAACACACUUAAAGAAGAGCACGAUGUGACCAUUCUGAGGAUUCUAAGUCAUGAGGCUACUGCUUUUUACACAAGAAUCAAGGUUGAAACCCAAAUGGCACCCUAUUCUCUAUAUAGUGCACUACUUUAGACCAGGACCCAUAGGGGAUAGUGCACUACUUUAGACCAGGGCCCAUAGGGGCUGGUGCACUACUUUAGACCAGGGCCCAUAGGGGAUAGUGCACUCCUUUAGACCAGGGCCCAUAGGGGAUAGUGCACUACUUUAGACCAGGGCCCAUAGGGGAUAGUGCACUACUUUAGACCAGGGCCCAUAGGGGAUAGUGCACUACUUUAGACCAGGGCCCAUAGGGGAUAGUGCCCAACUUUAGACCAGGGCCCAUAGGGGAUAGUGCACUACUUUAGACCAGGGCCCAUAGGGGAUAGUGCACUACUUUAGACCAGGGCCCAUAGGGGAUAGUGCACUACUUUAGACCAGGGCCCAUAGGGGAUAGUGCACUACUUUAGACCAGGGCCCAUGUGUGAUGAUGAAUCUGUGACAUCACGGGCAUAUUAACAUCUGAAGUCUUUUACAACACUGCACAUGUUUACAGGCCACACCCACAAACAACACUGAUGACCUAUAACAGGACUUAUCUCCACCGGCGGAGGAGGGGUUACAGCGUCCAGACACACCCAGUGUCCUGCCAAGGCUUUCUGACAAUCAUCUGACUAGAAUCACCCCCCUGUGAACAUAGACCCUGUGCAUGUAGCUGCCUGAGGAGUCACAGCCCAGGACAGGAAUCUCAGUGUAUUACAGACACAAUGCAGAGCAGUAGCAGUGGGACGAGGACGUUGUUCUGACCACGACAAAACAACAACAAGAAGACCUGCUGUGUGUCUUGUCUGUCUCUAAAUGAUUGCUCCAAUCACAUGUUGAGGGUCUUGAACAAAGCACACCUUUCUGAUCUAUUAACACACAGAAACUAUAGACACGCACACACACACGCAUAUAUAUACACGCUUUGUGGGUGAAUUUCUAUUCCUCUCUGAUUGAAAGAGAAUCGUAACAUCAGGGAUAAAAAAAUAUAUACGCUUUAAAACAUCACUGUAAAUACAGAUGCAGGAUCUUAAUUUGAUCACCGUGUUGCAGGACAACUUUCCUGCAAUGCAGGAAAUGUACAACUUGUUGUGUAUUUGAGGUUUUAAAAGGCUUCUGAAGUUUCUAAAUUCCACUUUGAAAUUUCAGACUUGAUUUCCAUCUAUCAACCCCUACAAAAAUGUAAAUUCAUUAAAAUCCUGUUGAUGCAGGGUUCAUUUCAUACUGUAGCAAACUGGCUCAAAUGAAGAUCCUACAUCUGUACACAUACAGUCAAAUGAUCACAUAUUACAGAGGAAAUAUCAAGCAAACCAUGAUCUGAUUUUUCUAAUAAAUGUUUUCACUAAAAA